Zootoca vivipara (common lizard) is the source of this 7520-nucleotide messenger RNA. The record is from RefSeq and is a predicted model, not a curated record. NCBI's taxonomy places the organism in Eukaryota, Metazoa, Chordata, Lepidosauria, Squamata, Lacertidae.
CUCCUAUUGAUGCAGCCCAGAAUUGCAUUGGCUUUUUAAGCUGCUGCAUCACACUGCUGACUCAUGUCAAGUUUGUGGUCUACCAAGACUCCUAGAUCCUUUUCACAUGUACUGCUCUCAAGCCAGGUGUCUUUUGAUCCUUGACACCAGAAUUAGGCGUCCCACUCACAGCAGAAAAGCCUGAGGGUCACCAAAUUGUCAUACUUCUGUAUAGAGCUAGAAAUGGAGGCUCAGACCUCCAGGCUCCCAGAGGUAAAGUUAGCUGGAUCUUGGAGACCUUGUAUCACAGUUCUACAAAAGAUGGCCACCCUGCACUAGUUAGCUCAGUUGGUUAGAGCGUGGUGCUGAUAAUGCCAAGCUUGCAGGUUUGAUCCUCAUAAGGUCCACCUUCAUUUUCCUGCAUUUCAGAGGGCUGGGCUAGAUGACCCUUGGGAUGUUAUGAUUCUAACAUCUUCAAGGCUCUAAGGGGAGCACACAUCUUGCAUCUGCAGCUUAAAAGAGCUGGAUGAGCAUCUUUCGAUAACUCCAUGUGGUCAUAUUCUGGGUGCAUAUAACUGUUGCUGAAAAUGAGACCUCUAAUCUGCCCUGGUGAAUGAGAGUAAGUGGGCCCCAGAAGCUAAAAUCUACAGUAGUGUAUUUCAAAAUUUAAUUUUAAACAUAUUGGCAGAAGAUAAGUGAAUGGAUUUUAAUUCAUGAACAAUGUGAGGGUAAAGAUAUCAAGGAGAGAUCAACAGCAUAUUGUAUAUAAAUGAAUCACGAGGAAGGGAGUUGUGUACUGCGUAAGGAACAGUAUAUGCAAGUAAUAGCAUAAACAUGUGCUAUUUUGUUUUCCAUGUAAUCAUUAUCUGCAUAUACUGUUCCUUUCUCUCAUUAUUCACAUAUACUGUCCUCUUCCCCAAGAUUCAUUUAUAUAUAAUCUGUUGUUGAUUUCUGUUUGGUAUUAUUAUGCUCACAUCUUUUAUGAACUAACUUGCAUACAUAGGUCUUUGGCUGAUGUAUUUACACUAAAUCUUUCCAAAUGGAUUUUAGUCUCUAUUUGGUUGGCCCUGUCUGGCCUACUGGGGCAGAGUAAGAUCCUUUCAGCAUCUAGAAGAGAUGAUGUGUGGAGAACAACUUCUUGGCUGUAACUUGCUGCCAAUACUGUGCAAUGGGCUAUUACUCACUUAAUUGAAUCUACCAUGAGUUGAUAGAUGACUGCUAAAGAUAUGCAGUCUGAUGGUAUUCUGGAUUGUACAGCAGGGAAGGGUCCCCAGGUUAUGGUCUUGAGCAGGGGUCAGCAAGGUUUAUCUUGCCUGGACUGGAUUGGUCCAGCAGAGAUCCCUCCGUGGGCUGGAUUGUGUGCGCCUGUGAGUGUGCACGCCUGUGAUUUCCGGCACGUGCGCAGACACGGUUUCCAGUUUAGCGCAGUGCGUGAGUGGGUGGCUUGGUUUAGGGGCGGCUCAUGGGCCGGUCAAACCACCUCCAUGGGCCGCUUCUGGCCCAUGGGCCUUAGGUUGCCGACCCCUAGUCUUGAGGGUGCAGUUUACCCAGAUUUCUCUGCUGAUCCCCCAAAUACCAGUACCUGCUUGUAAGAGGCCCAGAUAGCUUUUUAAAAAAUGUGUGAGUGUAAAGCUUAGUCUCUCUGUGUCCAUAAUCAGAGUCUGAGGAGCAUGCAUUGAGUAUAUAGCCUCCAGGAGUUGCUUUUAUAAUCAAGGCUAAUACAAAUAAAUGUGGCUCAUUAUCUCUGUGAUUGAGCUAGUUACAGGGUUAAUAAAAGACAACCUUUUAAAUGAGGUCUGUUUAAGAGUAAUAACAAAGUGGGUUUACAGAAAUGUAUGCUUUGGUAGUCUCCUGGUCAGUGUUCUGCUGCUUCUGAACUUUCUAUUUUGAUGCAGGAGAUUUUUCAGACUACAGUGGUACCUUGGUUUGCAAACAGUCUGGUUUGCAUACAUUUUGGAUUACAUACACGUCAAACCCGGAAGUGCGUGUCCCGGUUUGUGAACUUUUUUUGGAUUACAACCCAUUUUUUGGGAUUACGAACAUUUUUUGGGGGGAGGUUCCAUUGGCGAAAGCGUGCCUUGGGUUACAACCUGUUUUGGUUUACUAAUGGACCUUCGGAACAGAUUAUGCUUGUAAACCAAGGUACCACUGUAUGAUAUUUUCAGAAUGUAGAAUGGAACAAACCUUUUGCCCUUGCUUUCCUUGAAUGAAAUUGCAUUCAGUUUCUGAUGAAGAGCAGCCACCUGUCUAUGUCCCAGCUCUAGAAACGGUUCCUGUUUGUGUGAAAAUGUGUUCUCUGCAUUGACCCUUAGAAGUUGAAGUUAAUGCCAUGUCAAGAAACGUAUGUCUCUUGAAGGAAUUUCCACAGAGAGGAAUUUUAGAGCAAGACACCUGCUGAAAGGUCAGAAAGCGGAAGUGAAGGCAAAGGUGCCUGCAGCUGCUGCCGCCCCCCCAAUGGAUGCCUGGAAAAGCGCAAGCCAAGUGCCUGGGCAGCAGGUCCCUGACAAAGGAGGAAUGAAGAGUGCUUCUCUAAAGGAUUUAUGUCCUGAAGACAAGAGGCGCAUAGCAAACUUAAUUAAGGAGCUUGCAAGGGUGAGUGAGGAAAAAGAGGUGACAGAGGAGCGCCUGAAAGCUGAGCAGGAGUCGUUUGAGAAGAAGAUCAGACAACUUGAGGAACAGAAUGAACUCAUCAUCAAAGAAAGGGAAGCUCUGCAGCAGCAAUACAGAGAGUGCCAGGAACUUUUGAGCCUUUAUCAGAAGUAUCUCUCGGAGCAGCAAGAAAAGCUCACAUAUUCUCUUUCGGAGCUCGAGGCUGCCAAGCAGAAGGAGCAGCAGAUGUCCAACCACAGAAGCCUUUGUCAACCUCUGUCAUCUUCGGAAAUGGAUGGAUCCUACCUUAGCAUUGCUCGACCACAGGCCUUUUACAAGAACAACAGAAUGGCACGUGGAAGUCCUACCCAUAUGCCUGUGUCUCAGUCUUGCAGGAACAGUCAUGCUCAUCGAGCUACAGUUCAGGGUCAUCAGCAAGAAGAUCAGAACGAGUUCAUGCUGGGCAAUGGGUUGCAUGGUAAGUGCAACAAUGUGGUUUCGCCAACAAGGCAAAAGUUGCCUCCCCACAGGAAAGUGACUCCUGCCGCGGAGCAGAGGAGAAACAGCUGUCCCCUUCAGACUUGCUUUUUCCACAAGAAACCAGGUAGCUCUGAUCAUGAUUCUUUCCAAGAGGGCUGCCAUGUUCCAAAAGUGCACACCGGACCACAUUGUGAAUCCUUUGCUUGUUGCUCAUGCCCAUCGCAUACUUCGGGACUGAACGGCAGUACGGACUUGAGGCCAAAAGAAAUGGAGCGUGGUAAAAGGUUAUCGGAAGAAAGGAGGAAGCAGCUGCUGCUUCAGAAGAUGGAGCUGGAAAUUGAGAAAGAACGCCUUCAGAAUCUGUUAGCCAAGCAGGAGGCAAAACUGCUGCUUCAGCAACAGCAGCUCCACCAAUCCAGGCUUGACUACAAUCGGUUUAAAGGCCAGCCUCCUAAUUCAGAAGAACUGCUCAUUGAUGAAGUGCUGAUGAGACCAGGCGGCUUGGCCCCCGUGAUGAAUGGCACUUGUGGGGGCCUCAGUUCUCCGAAGCUCAGUUGUGAAGAUUGCCUUACAAAAACGCCAGCUUCUGGGAGAGGCUGCAACACACCAGGAAGCAGUGGAGGGAAGAAAAGUGUUGGCUUCAGUGCCCAUGCAGACGAUGAAUGCUUUGGAGUGCACACAAAGAAGGAGACUGUCAGACCGAGAAGAGGGAUGAGUUCAGCCUCCCGGAAGGAUGCGGCUACAUCCCCUGGACUGACAGGCAGCAGAAAAGAGCUUGUAACUGCGGCCACCUCCCCAAUCCAGCCUGACACCUCACGGUACGAGUCCUCUCUCUUUGACCUGGUGGAAGCAGUGAGCCAGGACUCGCAGCAUCACUACAGCGAAAGCCGCAACCUGAGCCAAGUGCUUGUGCCUCAAAGCAGGAGGUGGAGGAAGCCUGGAUGGAAGCAGAGCCCAACUGGUGCCAUGAAUGGGACCAUGGCUGAGCUAGAGGAGAGCCGGAUUCUGGAGGAAAUCUUUUUCAUUUGAGGGGCCCAGCGGUUGCCGCCUUUCCUUCCGGGUGGAUCCAAGGACCUGUCUUCCCUUUCUAACAUGGGCAUGUUUACACAUUGGGAUAUUGCUUUUAAAUUAUUUGAUUGACGAAUGAUUGUCUCCUUAACUCCCCCCACCCCUUAGAAAAACUUAACACGAUAGUUCCCCUGUCCCAAUUUCCAAAUCAUGUCUAAAAAACAUCCUUUCAAGCAGACUGACCGAAGUGUAAGCAGGACAUUUCUGGGCUCUUUCUCUGCACGGUUACAAGGUAAUAACUUUUAAAGGAAAAGAAAUUCAUGCCAUUGUGGAAGGGAUUAGUAUUUCAUUAUUGAUUUAUUUUUUUUAGCUGUGAAAACCAGUUUCCCAGAGCUUCAUUGCUUGCUCAUACACAAAAGCACAUUCCAACUUUUAUCAUUUUUCCAAGUAGCCUGUUAAAAUUGAGGGUGCUACCUAUAUAUAUAUAUAGCUAAUGAAUUCCCAGCACCGUCUGUCAGAUUCUGUGUUGUGCCAUUUAACGGGGGUGGGGGUUGAAGAUGGGUAAGCAGCAGCCUCCUCUUAACACUAAUGGACAUUUCUCAGUUAAUGAAUCUCUUACGAAAUAAGCCUCUCUCUCUCUAUUUUUCUUUAAGGGUGUAUUAGACAUAGACUAUCUACUGAGAGAGUAUGCCCCUUACAGCUAAGCUGUGUGAACAAAAUCAAGCAUUUUGACAGCCUAACCUGCUAUUUUUUUCUCCACUCCUCCAUGCUGAAAAGUGCUACAGGGUGAGACCAGCUCAUGGAGUGUUAUCUCUGAGGUCCCCCCCCCUUUUCUUCUUCUAUUUUUAACCCCCUACCCAUUCCUGGGCGUUGUAAAUAAAGACAAAUCAGUAAUUCAUCCCACUUGCCACUUGUGACGUGGAUUCCCCCUUCUGGCUUUAAUCAUUUGUGCUAUAUCUUAUUUCAUUUUGUUUUUAAAAUAUGCUCCCCACCCUUCCCCAGGAAAACUGCAUGUUCAGUUAUUUAAAGAAAUGUCCGGAAUUAGUUGAAAUGGCUGCAGUUUGCAGGAAUCAACAAUCACUUCUUGUCCCGUUUAGUGUUCAUAUUUUAGCAGAACAAGCCACAGGCAUGAAUUCAUGGAAGCCCGACUCUGAAACUCCCCUUUCUGCAGCUCAAAGGUGGUGCAAAGGGAGAGGGACAGCUUUAGUCUGGGCAGACAUCAGUUCUGAAAUGCUCCUUCUUCCCCUGGCCUUUGCCUUCCUCUCUGCUUAUGUCCACGAGGUGGGCUGGGAAGCUGCUAUUUUCCCCCUAAGUUCACAGGAGGGUCGCUUAUCCAUUGCCUUAAUUCUGCAAGUGGAGAGGCGUCUCAGCACCCCAUAUCAGAUCACAUGGGGAUUAGUUUUUUUGGUGUGCGGCUUUUAGCAAAGUUGAAGGGAGCCUGAAGUUCUUCCACUGACCCAAGGAUCAAGUAUACACUAUAGGAAGAAAUGAACAGGUCCAAGUAGGAAAUACUGAACUCUUUAAAAAUUCUGCAGAUUUAGGGCUUCUUCCAGUGUCGCAGUUUGAGCCCUUGGAUGCUGGCCCUUAGCGUUCAGGAACGGGGCACCUUACAGGCUUUUUGCUGCUGUUUCUGCCUCAUCAUCACGGUCUCUAGUUUCACUAGGCAAGAUGGUCUUUUAGGGCUGCAUAUCGCUGACCUCCAGCGCAGACUGUGAGCUUUUUAUUAUAUUUCUGUCAUUUGAGCACAGUGAUUCAUAUUAACAUAGGAGCUACCCAAAACAGGAGAACGAAUGCAACAUAAAACAACAGGAUUUCUUCCUAAGCUCUCUCUCUCCCCCCCCCUCUCCUUUUUAGACAGUCCCUCAUCAGGAAUGAAUACAAUAAUUUUCCCUUUUAAUUUCUAGCCUUCUCUUGUUUGCCUGGUUUGCCCCUCUGCUUGCCUUUUUAAGAUCAACCUUAAGCGGUGCCUUCAGAUUUACAUUCCAGAGCUCUCUCUGUCAGAGUGAUUUUUUUUGUCUCCAGUUCUUAGCCAGUGCCAAUAUUUAACCUCUUUUAAUAUUGAAUCUAGGAUUUCCGAUAAAGCUCUUGAUAAACAGGUCGGAUUAAUGCUGUUGAUUUUUGUGUCAAAUUGUACCUUGGUCAUCAAUGUCUUUCGAAAGGAGCAUUGUCAAGGGUUCAACUUCAAACUCUAUCCAUAAUGGCUAAAAUUCAUCCAUAGGAAAAAAAAACCUGUCUCUGAGGCACUUUAUUAAAAAUAUUUUUAAAAAAAGGAAUAAGAGGGUCCAAGAGGGUUGGUUGCACAGUUGGGCCAAGCACUCCAAAUUCAAUUGUUCAAAAGUCCAUGCAGUCAGUUAGGGUGGCUGCCAUUUUAGUGUACAGAUGGCAGCUUGUGGGAUUCAGUGGAGACACUGCAUAAAUCCUUGCCUUUGUGCACAUGUGAGCAGCAUCAACCGGGAACUUUGUCCAUUGUCCAAUCAAUCUGCAUAACCUGCGUAAGUGAGGAUACCCACCAAGAUGUCGAUGGCUGAAUGUGGCUAAGCAAGGGGAAAUGCAUGAAGGCUGGGCAAGGUGAGAUGUCUUGUCUGCACAUUUCCCAGCAUAAUUUGGAGACACUGCACAUUGACAGCACAAUAUGGGAAAUGCCCCAUUCAGGCGCCGUAGUGUCUGCACGUUCACUAUGCCGACUGCUUCGUAUGUACACCCUCUGCACAACUUGCAAUCCUUUCUGGAAGCCAAAGGCAUUUUGUCACAAGGCUUUAUAAAGCUGAAGUUGUUCAGAAUAGUUACAGCUUCGGAGGAAAAGCAGGUAGGGGGAAAUCAGUGGCUGUCAAAGACCAAAAUCAGCAGUUGCGGGUGGAAAUUGUUUUUCCCCCCUGUCUGCUCAAGCAAUAGAAGAGAAUUGAAACUUAAACUAGCCCAGGAAGUCUCAGAGUGCUGUCCAUGUGCAGUUUAGUUCCUGUAGCUGAAAGCACCAACCAGGGACAGCAAAGUGCAAGGGGAAGGACUCUGUCCAAGAUUUACUCCACGUAAAUCUUGCUGGGUGGAAUCAGAAUGGUCUUGGAGCAGCUAUUCUUGUGCUGGGUGUUGAGUCUUCAUGCGUUGAGUCUUGGUUCUGCCACAAAUGGCCUGUUGUUGUUGUCGACGUCGUCUUUGUCUCCCCCCAACACACAUGUGCACUUUGUAAGAAAUGGAUCUGUAAAAACAAUCACCCCUCCAAAAUACUUAUUGGGUUAUGUUUGGUAAGUACUACCUGAGACUUGAUUGGAUCUUUAAAAAUAAACACAUGCAAUGUUUUAAUUUAAUAAAUUAUCAAGGUGGAUUUCCCCCCUUUCUUAUCUGUCUCGUUUCUUUAUUUCUUGCCUCGUUUUGUGAGUUGGCAUGUCGUGCGGAAUUUCUGGAUGUUUUCUCCCCCUCCCUUUGUGUUGAAGCACACACGUCCAGGCAGAGGAAAGUUGGCAGAUACU